This is a messenger RNA of Chaetomium strumarium, 1774 nucleotides long. Its product is annotated as putative diphthamide synthesis protein-domain-containing protein. The transcript is spliced from 2 exons. Gene Ontology annotation, biological process: protein histidyl modification to diphthamide. The coding region runs from base 71 to 1702 and encodes 543 amino acids. The record is from RefSeq and is a predicted model, not a curated record. NCBI's taxonomy places the organism in Eukaryota, Fungi, Ascomycota, Sordariomycetes, Sordariales, Chaetomiaceae. Gene Ontology annotation, molecular function: 2-(3-amino-3-carboxypropyl)histidine synthase activity.
UUUAGCUUCACGACCCGUCCCCCACCAGAAAUUUCGGCCUCAAGUCGUCCACCUGUUAGUCCUUGCAAUCAUGGCUGGACUGUCUGCUGCACCCGUCCUUUCGACGCCGGCGGAGCAUGCCUUCGAGUAUGCCGUGACGGCGUCUGAAGUUGAGGCACAAACAAGCCCGAAAACAGACGAUGAGCUGCGCGACAUCUAUGAGAUCGCGCGGACAGCGCGGGAGAUCCGACAGGGCGCGUGGAAGAGGAUAGCCCUUCAGUUUCCAGACGCGAUGCUCAGAGAUGCACCGCGGGUGCUCCAGGCGCUAAACGCAGAGCUUGAGCCUCUUCGGCGAUCAGCGGAUUCACCUAGCGACCCGGAGAAGAUAUACAUCCUCGCCGAUACCUCGUACAGUGCAUGCUGCGUCGACGAAAUCGCAGCCGAACAUGUUGACGCGGAUGUGGUCGUGCACUACGGCCGCUCGUGCCUCUCGCCGACCUCCCGCCUCCCCGUCAUCUGCGUCUUCACACAUCACAACCUCGAGCGCGAUGAGACCCUCGCCGCAUUCGAGAAGCAAUACCCCGACAGGGACGCGAAGGUGGUCCUUAUGGCCGACGUAACCUACCAGAACCACAUCCCCAGUCUCGCGUCUGAACUGCAGACCAGGGGCUAUACCAACCUCCUCUCCACAGCCGUCGUCCGCGACCCGACCGGCCAAAUACCCAACCGAAAGUUCGUCACCUUGCAGGGCGACGACAUCCCCGACACCUCUGCUAUCGACCUAAAGACGUACUCCAUCUUCCACAUCUCCACCCCGCCAACCGCCCUCCUCCUCGUGCUCUCCUCCCGGGUGCAAGCCCUACACAUCCACCCCACCACGACCUCCUCCUCCCAAUCAUCCAAUAGCAACAACAACAACACAUUUUCCACACAACGCCUCCUCGGCCGCCGCUACGCGCGCUGCCUGUCCCUCGCCUCGGCGGGGGUAAUCGGCAUCCUGGUCAACACGCUCUCCGUGUCCAACUACCUGUCCUCGGUGGACGCCAUCCGCAAGCAGGUCGCGGCGGCCGGCAAGAAGAGCUAUACGAUGGUGGUGGGCAAGCUCAACCCGGCCAAGCUGGCCAACUUUGCUGAGGUCGACGGCUGGGUCGUGGUCGGCUGCUGGGAGAGCAGUCUGGUGGAGGAGGAGGAGCGGGGCGAGUUCUACCGCCCCGUGGUGACGCCCUUCGAGCUGGAGGUGGCGCUGAUGGGGGAUGAUAAGAGGGUGUGGAGCGGGGAGUGGUGGGGUGGGAUCGAAAGGAAGGGGCGGGAAGAGGCAGAUCGGGAAGGGGAAGAAGAGAGGGAGCAGGAGGAUGAAGAGGAGGAGUAUGAUGAGGAGGAGUCGGCACCGCCCGAGUUUGAUCUCCGCACGGGGAGACUGAUCAGCACCAGUCGGCCGAUGAGGAGGAAUGGGGCGGCGAGGGGGGUAAAUGGGAAGGCUAAGCCGAACGGGAGCGCUGCUGGAGAGGAUACAUCGUCGAGUAGCACUCUGGCGCUGCGGCCCAAGGCUGAGCUGGCUAUGGUGAACGGGGUGGUCAGCCCCGGCGCCGAGUACCUCCGGUCACAACGGACGUGGCAGGGUCUGGGGAGCGACUACGCGGAGGAGGCAAGCACCGCGAUCGAGGAGGGUAGGAGCGGACUUGCCCGGGGUUACACAGUUGGAGAGGAUGCUGAAAGGAGGUAGCACUGUCUCGUAUUUGAUUGGAAACAAAGAAAAGAUCAUCCAACAGAGCACGACUGUGCUAGAUUUAUGGUG